This is a messenger RNA of Microthlaspi erraticum, 1062 nucleotides long. The record is from the annotation of a GenBank genome assembly. NCBI's taxonomy places the organism in Eukaryota, Viridiplantae, Streptophyta, Magnoliopsida, Brassicales, Brassicaceae.
AUGGACGCUUCUGCAACAUCCAAGCUCCUCGUGUCCGACAUCGCCUCCGUCACUGAUCACGUCCCUUCAAACUACGUCCGACCAAUCUCUGACCGUCCAAACCUUUCCGAGGUUGAAACCUCCGGCGAUUCUAUCCCUCUGAUCGAUCUCCAGGAGCUUAAUGGACCGAACCGAGCCGAUGUUAUCCAUCAGCUAGCUCAUGCAUGCUCCGCUUAUGGCUUCUUCCAGAUCAAGAACCAUGGCGUACCAGAAAAAACGAUCGAGAGAAUGAUGACUGUGACGAGAGAGUUUUUCCGGCAGCCAGAGAGCGAAAGAGUAAAGCAUUACUCUGCAGAUCCAAAGAAGACAACAAGACUCUCCACAAGUUUCAACGUUGGCACAGAGAAAGUCUCUAACUGGAGAGACUUCCUCCGACUCCAUUGCUUUCCAGUCGAAGAUUUCAUCGGCGAAUGGCCCUCAAAUCCUGCCUCCUUCAAAGAGAUCACAGCCGAAUACGCCACAAGCAUUAGAGCCUUGGUCUUGACACUUCUUGAGGCAAUCUCGGAGAGCUUGGGCCUUGCGAAAGACCGUGUAAGCAAUACAUUAGGCAAACACGGUCAACACAUGGCCUUAAACUACUAUCCUCCGUGUCCCCAACCGGACCUGACUUAUGGACUUCCUAGUCAUACAGAUGCAAACUUGAUAACUGUUCUUCUUCAAGACGAAGUCCCUGGUUUACAGGUCUUUAAAGAUGGCAAAUGGAUCGCUGUUCAUCCUGUUCCCAACACUUUUAUAGUUAACAUCGGCGAUCAAAUGCAAGUAAUAAGCAAUGACAAGUACAAGAGUGUUCACCACAGAGCGAUUGUGAACACCGACAAGGAGCGGAUAUCGAUACCGACGUUCUACUGUCCUUCUUUAGAUGCUGUGGUUGGUCCAGCACAAGAACUGAUCAAUGAGAAAGAAGACUCUCCUGCUGUUUACCGAAGCUUUACGUAUGCUGAGUAUUAUGAAAAGUUUUGGGACAGAGCACUUGCGGAUUGUCUUGACUUGUUCAAAGUUCCCAACGAUCCUAAGAUAGUGUGA